GUGUGAACAUCUGUCGAAAAUAUUUCAUUGCUAACGUCAAUGGGUGCCGCCAUCUUGGAAAUUAGAAAAUGGCGUCGACAUCUACAGAAGCAAGUACAUCUCAUGAUGACCCUCACAAGAAGAAGAGUCGACUGGAUAGAUUUAAAAAUCUGGAGUUGAAGAUGAAUGAAGCUCGCAAGAUGAACCACCAAGAGGUUGUUGAGGAAGACAGGCGUAAGAAACUGCCAGCAAACUUUGAACAGAAGAGAAAAUUCAUUGAUUGGGAAGAACAGGAGGAAAAAAAGAGAAAGGAGGCAGAGGCGCGUGGGGAGGACUAUGACAGGGUCAAGUUGCUGGAGAUAACAGCCGAUGAGGCAGAGAAAUGGGAACGAAAAAAGAAAAAGAAAAACCCGGAUCCUGGAUUCUCAGGCUACGAAGCGGCCACAUUGAGAGCGUAUCAGAGGAACACAAAGAACUUGAAGCCUGAUAUGCAGGAGGUGGCUCGACAAAAACACAAACUGGGUGAUGAUUUCUAUGCUGGGACGAACACUCUGGGUCUCACACAGGUCAAGGACAAUCCAGAGGCAGUCAACAGAAUGGUGGACGACCUGGAGAAACAGAUUGCCAAGAGAGCCAAAUACAGCAGAAGACGUACCCAUGAUGAAGAUGCUGACAUUGACUUCAUCAAUGAGAGGAAUGCCAAGUUCAACAAGAAGUUGGAGAGAUUCUACGGCACAUAUACAGCAGAAAUUAAACAGAACUUGGAGAGAGGGACAGCUGUUUAGUGACGACAAUAACUUCCUGUGGAAAUUGUAUUUUUGUAUUAGUCGUAUGGUGUGUUCACACAUGUGGUGCAACAUUCAUCAUGAUCUUGUACCAUUCACUUAUUGAAUUUGAUUAGGUUUCAUCAGUUUUCCAAUGACCACAUUGAUAUGGUAAUUGAAGUCUUAACAGUUGAAUUCUCCCACAAUUUCUCGAAAAGAGUGAAUGGUGACAAAUGUCAAAUGUGCGAUAAAAGACAGUGUCAACGUGGCUUUAUUUUUUUUCCAUAAAAGCCAUUGAAUGCAUACAGUGAUUUACUUCAUAAACAAAUUUUAUGUUAAAUUUGCUUCAAGCCUUAAGAAGACCUUUGUAAAUCUGACUAUGUAGAAUUGUUGAGAUAUUCUCUUAACCCUUCACCCUUAGAUACGUAUUUUGACGCAUUUAUAGUCAUAUAGAAAGUAAAAUUUAAUAAAAGACCUUUAUUACUAAAUUAAAAUUUUAAAGGCUUCAUUACCCUUAGUUUCUGAUGAGCAGCAAACAGCAGAAAACCUGAACAGACAGUAAGUUACUUGCAGGCUGUUCGGGUUUUAUGCUGUUAGCACAUUUUCACUUUGCCUCAGAGUGGGAAAGGGUUAAAAAAAAAAAGCUACCUAUUCUUAAAGUUUUCUUCUCUUCAAUACCAUCAGUUUUCUACUCAUCUCCAUCAAACUUGAUCACAA
Molecule: messenger RNA, 1460 nt
Organism: Dreissena polymorpha
Lineage: Eukaryota; Metazoa; Mollusca; Bivalvia; Myida; Dreissenidae
Product: pre-mRNA-splicing factor syf2-like
Exons: 7
Coding region: 69-764 (231 amino acids)
Cellular component (GO): catalytic step 2 spliceosome; post-mRNA release spliceosomal complex; Prp19 complex
Source: RefSeq, a predicted model, not a curated record